GGUGAGUAGUUGAUGAAUUUUCAUUUUUGGGUGAACUAACUCAAAUUCGUCGUUUUGCAUUUCUUCAGUAUUAGAUCUGUGUUACAUCCCUGUCGCAUACAUUUUUAUGAAGUGUGGUGACAAAAUCAGCUAUGAUCAUGAUGAGCUUUUGUUCUCAUCUUUCAGUGUUGUAUCAGAUACAGUCCAUGUUUGUUUUCAUGCUUCAGUUACCAUUUUGCUGCAACAUUACUGUAUUUACACAACCACACACUGUUCUUUGUGGUGAUAUCACCGUAACCCGAUCGUUGUUUGUAGUUGUUUUUGUGCUCAGCCGGUACCUGAGCUCAUCAAUGCUGAUGCUGUACAAUCUCUGACACAAGCACAUGCUGAUGCCCAGGCGUGUGCUGCCGUUCCACUGCUGUAUGUGAUUCAUUGCAAAAAAAAACAUUACACGUGUGGUUCCUGUGUGAAAUACUGCUGAGAAGGUGUUUAGUGUGUAAGUUAAAGUGAUUGGAGUGAUGUUGACUUGCAAUAUGACAAAUCUGGGUCAAUGUAACCACCCACCCCCCUUCACUACCACAGGCUACAAAAGGCAAGACUGAAAAAAGCAAAGAGGAUGAGGAUACCAUCACCAGGCUCUCUUUGCUCAGCCCCAGAUGCCUCCGCUCCCUCUUGACGAGCGCAUAGUGGUUAUUCAGCGCCCCAAAAGUUUGGCCUUGCGCGUGGCCUCCCCACCAACCACAUCGCAGUCUUCCUCACACCGCCCAGCCACUCACAACGAGCCCCCACCCCGCUUACCACAACCCCAACCCCCACCACCCCGUUCCCAUCCAGGUUCCAACUACCUGUCUCUGGAAUGCAACCGCAGGCAGUCAUCCCAUGUUCAAAGAGAUAAAGGAGAACGAGGUGCUCCCUUCGAGGGCAGCGGCCACAAUGCUAGCCAUUGUCACAGCAAUGGGACAGUAACUUUAGGUCCCAGACCUCACAAGCACACGCAUACCAUUGACAUUAAAGUGUCUUUGGACAAAGGCGGAAGAGGAGGAUCUUACAUAGACAAAGGGCGCAGCAGUAGCCUUACCCGAAGUGGAAGCAUCAAGGGGAGCAAAACUAAACGGGUGUCCCUGCACUUGGAUCCAGGGCAAGGCGAAAGGAAAUGCAAAGGAAAGUCUUCCGAAUUAGUGGAGAAGCACCAGAACCAUCAUCAGAGUCAAAACCGGACUCAGCACAGUAGCCAUCAUCCAAACCAACUCACAGUCUCUCCUGGAGGGAUCUUGGAAUUUGUACCAGCGCAAAGACAGCAGUCAAAAUCCAAGCCAACAAGAGAGAGAGACUUGUCAUUAAAGUCUUGCUCUGCAACUGCCAGCUACCCAUCGCACAGUGAGAGGGACGUAUCGUCUGUAGGAAACAAGGAAAACUCCAAACUGGGACCCGGCCACCAACUGCCCCACGCCCACAGCCUAUCCCGUCACCACAGUUCAGCCCCGUUACCCCAUGCUGCCAUCCUAAACCCUCACUACCCUGCCGUACCACCCUCACUCCCUUCCCGAGCCCCUUCCUCCUACCAGCACAUCAGUCAACCCCGUCCUUCGCGCACUCGAGAUCAUCGUCCCCAAAUUCUUCACGCUUUGCCUCUCUCCCCUUCUUCCUCCCAAGGAGGCUUCCCCAGUCCUGACCACACAUGUACGAUUGACUUUUCCCACCCUUGUGGUUGUUGGAGGUUGGUGCGUUGUAGAAGGGGUAGAGGUCACUCGACUGGCUGCCACGGUCGUAGUACAAGCCCGUCCUCUUCAUUUUCCCACGCUCCAGGAACAAGUGCUGCCAACGGAGGUGGCGGAACCAUGGGAUUGAAGACUUUAGGAGGGUGUCUGUCAACUGCUUCCACCACCAACACCUCCUCUUCCAACAGCACUGUCUCGGACUGCCGCACAGGGCUGCUUAGACCUUUGGGUUGCGCAUCCUGUUCUGGAGAAGCUGGAGGUUUUGAGAGCCCUGCUGCUUUCCGUAAGAAACUAGUUGGGGGUUGUUUACCCUGCACUCCAAUAUCCUCAUCCGCACCUCUUCGAGCACUCCAGAGUUGCGUCAGUGGGUGCAAUCCCAAAGCAAGCCAAACUGGCAGCUCCACAUGCAGUUACUGCAGUAGUGACCCAAUUGUAGUUACCUUUAACCCACACAGAGGGAAUCCUCCCAACAUGGGGCGUAACAUUGGUGCACAUACCAUGGGAGGAUACCAGCCUGAUGAUGACGAUUACAGUGUACGCACAAUCUGGCCGGAGGAGCUAGCAAAGAAGAUGACCCGCUCUAAAACCCAACCUAUCCCCCACAAUGCAGGUAUUGGAAUGGGCUCAGGGAGAACCUGCAUGGGCCACAACCAGAACAGUGGCAAUGGUGGCAAUCCGGUAAUCCUGGACUGCCGGAACCUUAUGGAGUUCACUCGCUCCCAGUUGACAGAUCAGGCAGGACGACGAAGGCUCCAGCAAGGCAAGAUGGCAGUUUUGGACUUUAUCGGAUCAGGGAGUAGUGGCGACCAAGGUAGAGAUUCCCUCAAGCGGCUUUGGAACAAAGGAGCAGAUGCUUGCAUGGGGGAUGGCAACGGGUUUGAUGACGAAGUGCUUCCACAAUCCCCAUCCCUUCGCUCUCCAUCUCCAGAUUCUCCUCCAUCCUUCUCGCCCCCACCUUCUGCUCCAAGCACGCUUAUUAAGCCCAAACCCAAACAACGAGAGAGGGAGGGUGGACACACUUUACCCUCUGCACAGUCGCUCCACUUGGUCCUCAACUCACUCAACAGAGAACAAGAUGAGGAAAAUGGACGAGUGCACCUUUCCCUCCCUCUCUCCUCAUCCCUCCCAGCAUCACUAUCUGAGGAGAGUGUCAUGACCCCAGAUGUGGAGAAUGCUGUGAUCAGCCCCAUCCUCCCUUUCCUUUUCCUGGGCAACGAGAGAGAUGCACAGGAUUUGGAUCUGCUGCUUCGUCUCAACAUUGGUUUUGUGGUCAAUGUCACAACCCAUCUUCCCCUCUACCACCUGGACACGGGCUUGGUGCGUUACAAAAGGCUUCCUGCUACGGACAACAGCAAACAGAACCUACGACAGUAUUUUGAAGAGGUUUUUGAGUUUAUCGAGGAAGCUCACCAGUGUGGACGGGGCGUUCUUGUGCACUGCCAAGCUGGUGUAUCCCGCUCAGCUACUAUAGUCAUUGCUUACCUGAUGAAGCACACCCUCAUGACCAUGACUGAUGCCUAUAAGUACGUGCGGGGCCGGCGGCCAAUAGUCUCCCCCAACCUCAACUUCAUGGGCCAGCUGCUAGAGUUUGAGAGAGACCUCAACUCUGGGGUAACACCUCGCAUCCUCACCCCCAAACUGAGUGGCCUGGAAACACAAGUUUAAAAGGAGAUCAAUAGAAGAUGGAAUUGAUGAAAAUGGAUGGAUAAAAAAUAAGGGUAAGAGCAGUCGUUUUAACGACAAGCAUACAUCGAAGAUUUUGAGAGAGAAUUAACUAGUCUUGGUCUAUUUUAAUUGAAGUACCUCCACUCUUUCUGUUUUAUAUAAAUAGCACUUAUUUGACAUUUGGCAAAUGGAUGUUUGUGCUACCCUCCCUGAUACUGAUGUUAAUUACGUGCCAAGUUUUAAUUCCAAAUAAUAACCCAAUUUACUUAAAUUAUUAUUACCAUUAUCAAGCUUGAUUAAAUACAAAACCUGUACAAAAGUAUUUGAGGGAAAACAAAUGCAAUCAAAGAACUCUGGCUGUCAAGCACAGAAGACGAUCCGAUGCGUUGAGACUCUCAGAACUGUGACAUGCAUCACAUUCGAGACCCAAGAGCUGUAGCAAACUUCAAACUCCUUUUCCACUGUGCACAGAACUUUUCUAGACAGAUUAUUUUUGAUUCGUGAGAUCAUUUGAAGGCAUUUUUGGGUUACUUUGCAUUAGCUGCCAACUAUUUAUAAAUUUCUCCACUGACAUGAAGAUUCAUUUUGCCUUUGAAAUUUUUUCGAUACUGCUAUUUUUGUUACUUGAUUUUACAUCGUGCAUUCUUUAUCUCAGUGUCUUUGUGUGGGAGGUGUGCAAUAGUGUUGAUGUGGAAGUGAAGCUGAUUUAUUUUCACUUGGACGGUGUUUUACUAAUGGACGUUUUUCAUGGAACAUGAACCAGCCAUUCUAAUGGCAGAUAUAAUCCAAAAAUCAUUUCUUUUUUUAUUUCCUGCUUAUGAUAAUGAACAGAGGGCAAUUUGUAUAAAGCACUGUGUAAUGAAAAAAAUGUGGAUAAUAGACUAUACAAUUUUUUUGUUCUGUCUGUUUCUAUUUAUUUUACUUUGGGCGGGCAGUGCAAUGGCUUACAGAUUUAAUUUUAUUUUUAUGCUUUCUGUAUAUUUUGUUGCUGUCUUUGUGCUGUUUAGAAAUUGGAAGGAAGAUCUUAUGGAAUUGCAUUUUACAUUUUUAAUAAGGAAUAUGUACACUGUUUAUUACUGUGCAAAAUACUGUGACUGGAGCAGAUUGGGCCAUCAAAACGAAUCUCACUCUUUCAUAUAAACUGAAUUUGCAUUUCAAAAUUGCACAUCAAGGUGACAAGUAGAUAUAGUUUAUGCAAAAUCAGCAUGAAAGUUCCAAGGUGAUAGUGUGCAGGUGUAGCUAAAAGUGUUUUGCAUUUCUGUCAUAUUCAGUUUUCUUUGCUUAAAAAAAGUGAACACCCUUAUCAGCUUUAAUGCCUGCCCUAUUUUUAAAACAGCCUGCCUAAUUUGACCAUGAUCAGAUUUUAGUGCUCUCAGGACUGUAGGCAAACAAUCUGGUUUUGUAUUACGUACCACAAAGGAAACCAGAGCCCCUUUCUCCAUUUGAGCUCUUCCUUCAUUUUCCUACCUUCCUUUUUUAGAGACUAUGCAUUAUUAUGGGAACACAUUCUGUGAAAACGACUAGGUUCACUCAGUUCACUGUGAAACAUUCUUCUUCCUGCAUAUUGUCAAGUUCUCAGCCUUGGUCCUUGAAGCCGCCACUCAUCAGUCUUGACAAGCGAGGAGUUUGUCUGCUGUCUCUGAGCUCUUAUCUGCCUCACUGAGCUAUUGGGCCUUCACACACCACUGGUGUGUCUUUAUUAAUGUGCUCUGCCCAGCAGCGCGUGACAAAGUAUUCUAUUUUGCAUUUCAGUUCAAAUACGCUCCAGUCUCUACAGUACCUAUAGACAUGCGAAGGUGUUUUCUUACAGAUACAAGUUUACAGAAAUGCCCCCGGAUUUCAACAUCUAAAAUGGCGGAUAUGGACGACCGAUUUGAGUGCCAUUGGUGUGUUAUUUUAGGGUCAGCUGUUGCUAGUGUUUGUCAUACGGUAACACGCUGACUGUUUCUUUCUGUCUCUCUCUGCUGACAGAGUUUUUGUCUGACACUGUAGCUUGAUUAUGCCCAGAGGAAACCAUUAGGUAAGCAACACCUAAUAAAUAGGUCUCAGUGAGGUGACAGAGCGCUGAGAAACCAGUCAAAUCUUAAAGAGAUAGUUCGUAUAAAAAUUAAAAUUCUGUCAGUAGUUACUUAACCUCAUGUCGUUCCACACCCGUAGGACCUUUGUUUAUCUUCGGAAUGAAAAUUAAGAUAUUUUUGGUGAAAUCUGAGAGCUUUCUGAUCCUGCAAGGACAGGACGUAACUACCACGUUCAAGGCCCAGAAAGGUAGUAAGGACAUUGUUAAAAUAGUCCAUGUCACAUCAGUGGUUCAGCUGUAAUUUUAUUAAGCUACGACAAUGCUUUGUAUGUGCGAAAAAAACAAAAAUAACGACUAUUCAACAUUUUCGUCUCUUCCGUGUCAGUCUUUGACACAGGAGCCUGUGUUCUGACCUAGAACGUCCACCUUUUUUAUUUCAUCGCCUGUAUAUUAAGGUUCAAAUAAAUAAUGCUGGACAAAAAAAUUGCAAGACAUCCUCUCUGUCGAAAGAGCGUGCGUCUUCUUCCGCUUAUAAACAAUCCCACUUCUCUCCUGAACACACGUUGAAGACUGAGGCUACGUUUACACUAGUGCGUUUUCAUUUUAAAUCACAUUUUACGCCUGUCUUUUACACUACUCCGGCAUUUUUGACACUCGAAAAUGAGACUUUUGAAAACAUUGCAGACCUGGUUUUGGUUUGAAAACCCUGGGGUUGCGUUUCACUGUAGAUGGACUAAAACGGAGACUUUUGAAAACUAUGGCGUGGCUGCUCAUAGAUAUGUAUAGAUGUCCCAUUUGACCGCUCCAAGUACGUAGAUGUGUCCACCAUCUUAUAACAGUUAACUUGACGUCAUUCACCAUACUAUAGAUUCGCAGACCAAUGGCUGUGCAGGAUGUGGCAUUUCAAAUAUUCAGUGUUUACUAUGCUAAAUGACGUCAAGUUGACCAAUACAGUAUGGCGGAUGGCUUACAUAUAACGGCCCAUAGAAACAGUCGCUGUCUGUCUAUGUAUCUAUGUAUACAUAUAUAUAUAUAUAUAUAUGAAGAGUCCGGAUGCAAAACCAGCUAAAUCCAUUUGAAGUCUUUCUUUAAAAAAUGCAUUUUUAUCAGGCUCAGAUAUAUAGGUUUCUAUGUAAGUACUGGUACUUCUGAUUGGGCUGAGGCUGGUAUUUUAGCUAGUUUGAAGAAAAAUAUUUGAUGAACGUAUAAUAUGUGUGUAUGUAUCAUUAUCUCAUUUUUGACCGAGAUAGCAUUUAGCUGCUUUUGCAUCUGAACUCUUCAUAUAUAUUUAUAUAUAUAUAUAUAUAUAUGGUGGCUACCAACAUUCACUCUAUGUAUCUUUGACGACCGUUUAAACAGUUACAUAAUGCUCACUGUUGUACCCAUAGAUAUGUAUAGGUAGAUGCCCCAUUCGACCGCUCCACCGACAGAGGCCGCUCCCACGAUAGUUGAUUGACAUGAGCGUCUUACCUCAGAUCAGCUGUCACAGUCCGACCUCCAUUGUUUUGAUCCCAGAGCAGGGAUGUAAGUUAGACAACAAUAUCUUUGAUUGAGCGAUUGAGGUGUUGUGUUGCUGGAUGUAAUAAUGAACAUAGUGGUCGUCAUUUACUCCCGACAUCUGAGCCACUGAAGAUGCUGUGGAUUAAGUUUGUUUGUGAAGAGAAUGCACUUCCCGAUCUACAUAAAUGCGUCUAUGUUCAUGCAAAUCAUUCGUUAUCCAACUUCACCUACAGCAGAAGUGAGUAUAAAGGUUUUUUUAUGAAUCUCUGCAAUCACCUUUCCUAAUAACGUGCUAGUUAGCAAGUUUAGCAGAUAAAUGCGGCUAAACGUGGCUAAAGUAAACAGGCUCGUCACUCCACAGAGAGAAGAGAGGGGCGGGGCGAGCAGAGCUCAUUAACAUUUAAAGCAGCCUCGACCAGAACAGGAUGAUUUUUGCAGAGCUGAUUUUGGCAAGGUAAAUAGUGUGUUGUUUUACACAACCAUUGAGAAUUUUUAACAAAAGUAUAUUAUAGACUUUUCAUUAAGACCCUAAAGAAUCAUAUCAAAUGGGCAUCUGAUGACCCUUUUAAAAGCACUGGUGUAAACAUGUCCUGACAAGGAAGAAAAGAAAUUGUUGAAUAAACUCGCUAUGUUUGUUUUCUUUGCGCACAAAAAUUCUUCUCGUAGGACUAUUUUAACGAUGUCCUUACUACCUUUCUGAGCCUUGAACGUGUCAGUUGUAUUGCUGUCUAUGCAGGGUCAAAAAGCUCUCAGAUUUUAUCCAAAAUAUCAUAAUAUGUAUUCCGAAGAUGAACGAAGGUCUUACAGGUUUGGAAUGACAUGAGGGUGAGUAAUAAAUGACAGAAUUUUCAUAUUUGGUUCAAUUAUCAUCUAAAAAGCAGGAAUGGGCAAAAUUUGCCAUUCAAGAAUCAGCCUCCUUUUAGUUCAUGAGUUUGAAUUUGAUUUGAAUUGACCACAUGCCACAUCAUAUCAAACUGAAAUGACAUGAACAGGAAUUCAAAGAAAUUCAACACACGUCUAGAAUCUGUGAAACGUCUGUGUAUAAAUACACAAUACUGUACACAAUUCUAAUUCCCUUAAUGUGACCCUGGACCACAAAACCAGUCACAAGGGUAAUUUUUUUUAAAAAUUGAGAUUUAUACAUCAUUUGAAUUCCAUUGAUAUAUGGUUUGUUAUGAUAUGACAAUAUUUAGCCGAGAUACAACUAUCUGAAAAUCUGCAAUCUGAGGAUGCAAAAAAAAAAAAUCGAAAUAUUGAGAAACUCCCCUUUAAAGUUGUCCAAACGAAGUUCUUAGCAAUGCAUAUUACUAAUCAAAAAUUAAGUUUUAAUAUAUUUACGGUAAAAAAAAUGACAAAGUGUCUUCAUGGAACAUGAUCUUUACCUAAUAUCCUAAUGAUUUUUGACAAAAGAACUGGUUUUGCAACUGGUUUUCUGGUCCAGGGUGACAAAUUUAAAUUCAAAUUCUACCUCAAUUCAAUCUCAAUUCAAAUUCAAGAAUUGAAUUUGAAAACAAGAAUUUAAAAGGCAUUCUCAGUUCUGUCAUGAAUGCCAAACAUCCCUGCUAAACAUGGAUGCUGCUGAAUAGCAUUUGUAAAACUUGAAUUAUUUCUAUUUUAGAGUAUGAUUACUAAACAAAUUCAAUUUUUUCUUCAAAUAUAUUGUUUAACAUUUCAUUAAAACUGCCAGUUGCCACCCCCCAAGUCUGCAUGAAUAACGUAUAAAGUGUGUUUUACGAGAAAAUAAAUGCCGGGGAUGCCUUUUGGUACAACAACCGUCUUCCGAGUCAAUGUAGCACCUAUCAACGGAAAGAAAUGAAAGCACUUGGAAGUUUUAUAAUUGUUUGAAUUUGUUUUGCUCUGUUAUAUCUGUUUGCUGCGCAAAAGCGCGCAUGUGUGUGUGGACACGAGAACCAGUCUUUGUGUUUUCUGUAUGCUAGACUGCUUAUGUGGGUAAAACGUUCCUAUCAUUUUAUCAAGAAUCCCAACCUCAGGCCUGUUAAAUGUCCAUUGGCUUGCAUCAGUCAAUGCCAUGAGCCACUGCUGUAUGCCUUCUUUACCCUAGAUUUGCUCUUCCAGACAUGGGGGAAGUUUUACCUCUUUGUACAUUCAUACCUUACACUGUAGAAAAGAAAAUAUUGCAUAGGCCUACCAGAAUCACCUGGCAACAUUGAAUGAAUAGCUGUUGGCUGUCCACAUCUUGAGUAUCUCAUUGUAUGAAAGCUGAAUUUGUUUAUAAAAUAUGUGCAAAGCGUUGAAACUGGAUACUAUAUAUGACCAGUAUUUCCUGUGUUUAAUAAUCUUAUAUACAGUAUAUGGUUUGCACAUAGAAAUGAUCUAAAUGUAAAGUUUUGUGUAGAAUUCGUUCAAACAUGUUGUAAAUUUGUGAAUUGAUUCUUUCUGUGACUUUAUUCAUGUAUGUAAUGCUUGUUCUUUUUUUUAAAAUUAUUAUUAUUAUUGUUAUUAUUAUCUAAUUUUUGUGCCAAAUACUGAAAUGAAGGUUGGCUUUGAAGGUUGGCAUCCUAAUAUUGACAAAAAAGAAGUGCCCUCGAUGUUUAAAAAAAUGUUUAGUGUUUUACUUUGUUCCCCGGGCAAUAUGUUGUCAUCAUAUUUUGUCACCUGCGGAUUUUCGUACUCACUAAACUGCUAAAUUGCUCAUUGAAGAUGUUAUAUUUUCAUAUGUUGGUUUGUUUUGUUUAAAUCAUGGAGAUUUGUUUCAGUGACUCUUUGGAUAGAGGUUUAUAGGAUCCCUCAAGGGUUGUACUUUGAUGUACUUUGAAUGCAUGUUGCUCCAAACUGACCUUCCGGUCUUCUCUCCCCUUCCUACUGACUCAGCCGUUCUCCCCCGUGAGAAUUCAGUGCCCACGCUGCUUAAGAGAGAAGACGGACACGGCAGCCUGUGUAGGUUUGACCAUAUACUUGUGUGUACUUCGGUUUUAUCACUGACAAAUGAUGGGGCUUCAUCCUUUUUCCUGUUUAAAACUUUACUGUGAGAGACUGUGAUACUGUUGUGAAGCAAAAACGAUUAAAAGUGUUAGGCUGAUCCUUGCCGGUAAUGACUAUGAUAACGUACCUCUUUAAAAAAAAAAAAAAAAGAUUGGCUUGUAAUCGUUCAUCGAUAUGAUGUUCUCGCAAAGCUAAAAUGAUUUGUUGAAAUAAAUU
Labeo rohita (rohu) is the source of this 10038-nucleotide messenger RNA. RefSeq lists its product as uncharacterized. Gene Ontology annotation, molecular function: protein tyrosine/threonine phosphatase activity; MAP kinase tyrosine/serine/threonine phosphatase activity. The transcript has 4 exons. The record is from RefSeq and is a predicted model, not a curated record. Bases 636 to 3362 code for a protein of 908 amino acids. Gene Ontology annotation, biological process: protein dephosphorylation; negative regulation of JUN kinase activity. Gene Ontology annotation, cellular component: cytosol; cytoplasm. NCBI's taxonomy places the organism in Eukaryota, Metazoa, Chordata, Actinopteri, Cypriniformes, Cyprinidae.